This is a messenger RNA of Fusarium verticillioides 7600, 1258 nucleotides long. RefSeq names its product copper homeostasis protein. The transcript has a single exon. Gene Ontology annotation, molecular function: copper ion binding. Bases 116 to 949 code for a protein of 277 amino acids. The record is from RefSeq and is a predicted model, not a curated record. Lineage: Eukaryota; Fungi; Ascomycota; Sordariomycetes; Hypocreales; Nectriaceae.
CAAACUCUCAACCGUCGUCCAUCUCCAUCUCCAUCACCAUCUGGCCUAACAGUGUCCUCACGCCAACAUCAGCCAACCAGCCAAUCAGCCAGCCAGCCAUCUCAACUGACUCAAGAUGCCGCCUCUGCCAGCUAAAUACCCACGACAGAUCCCUCUUGAGGUCACAGUCUAUGGCCCCCACAACGCUCUCAGAGCCGCCAACUUUGGUGCAAAGCGUCUUCUCCUCUGCCGAAAGGGCUCCUCUACCGUUGGCGGGGUGAGUCCCACUCCCCAGGAGCUUCGCCAUCUCAAAAGAAAGAUUCACAUCCCAAUCAGCUGCGUCAUUCGACCCCGUGGAGCUCCUAACCCUUCUGGUCCAGGCGAGUCUCACGACUACGUUUACUCUAACAACGAACUUGUCCAGAUGAGCGAGUCUAUUCGCCAGCUCAAGGAAACAGGCGUCAUGAAUGCUAUCCGCGGAGAUUCUUUCGUGUUUGGCUGUGUUAAGCAUAGCCAUGAGGAAACAGCUGAGAACUCUCGCCACAAGAUCGUGAUUCACUCAGCAUACUGUCGCUCUCUCAUUGAAAUGGCCAAGCCAUUCGGUUGUGUCUUCAACCGUGCUUUCGACCACUUUGCUGAACGUGGAAACCCAGACGCUGUCAUUGCAGAGCUCACCACUCUUGGUUUUGCAGGCAUCAUGACAGCGGGAGGACCAGGUUCCUUUUCAAACCACCUUGAGCGGCUAGAUGCUAUGUGCCACCAUACCACCAACAUCCAACUCGUUGUCGCAGGGGGGGAUUGUUGCCCCGAGAUUCAGAAGCUUCGAAAGCGUGCUCACAACCAUGAUCGUCUCUCCAUUUGGCUGAACGGCGAUUGUCUUCGUCCCAGAGAUCAUGACGAUCCAGAGACUACCGAUAUGAACGGCGUCAUGUCGCUGAUUGAUCAGCUUGGCUUACAAACAACGGACUAGUUAUCCCCUCAUGACAUCGGCAAGCAGAUCUUCUACUGACUAGGGUGCAUUCGAAGCUUGGCGAAUGCCGGGUCAUAUCGCACGUGUAUUAUAUGGGAAAUGUUAUGGAAGGAAAGGGUUAUGAAUUUAUGAUUUAUGAGUGACGACUUAGAAAAAGUCUGGAAUUGCCUCGGAAUUCGCUGUCAGCAAGAAAGCCCAUGAGUCAAAUUGGCAUGGCCCCGAGGAAGACCACCAGAAAUCUGUAACAAUUAACAUCCAGAUAUGCUCGCAUUCGGAAUGCGAAUGAAUAAAAAUCUGUGAAUAUCCAAA